Nylanderia fulva is the source of this 1097-nucleotide messenger RNA. Its product is annotated as protein LZIC. Gene Ontology annotation, molecular function: beta-catenin binding. NCBI's taxonomy places the organism in Eukaryota, Metazoa, Arthropoda, Insecta, Hymenoptera, Formicidae. The record is from RefSeq and is a predicted model, not a curated record.
AUGCUCUUGUAGGUUAGAAUCAAUAUAUCAGAUAUUAUCUUGCGUUAUAAAAAUUUUCUACGUCGCUAUAUGAACAAAUAUUUCUGUGCAUCGUGUUAAAAAAAUGUUGAAAAAAUAUGCUAAAGUAAAGUGAGAAAAAAUAUAUUCUUUACGUUUGAAGUAGCCUAAUCUCGCGCAAUAUAUUAUCACGAAAUUACAUCUAUUACAUCUUUUACAUAACCUGCACAUUUAUCCCUUUUCUGUCUACAUUUGUUUCUUUCCAUUCUGCGUGUUCUCAUAAAUCUACGCAUAAAAAAUGAGUUCUCAUGGGAAAGCAGAAACCGAUAGGCUCAGAAAGAAUCUGGAGGAACAAUUGGAUCGGCUUGUACAACAGUUGGAGGAUUUGGAAGAUUGCAGAGUUACUCUGGAUGAGACGGAUUAUCAAGAAGCUAAAGAAGAUACAAUGGAACAACUUCGUGAGUUCAACGAGAGUCUGCAAAGAAUGAUAUCCGGAGACAUGACGUUAGUUAAUGAACUUGGAGCCAUGCAAUUAGCGACUCAAGCAGCUAUUAGCGCAGCCUUCCAAACACCAGCUGUGAUAAGAAUGUUUGGUAGACGUGAGCCUACCGGACUCAAAGAACGUCUCUCCCAAAUUGAUCGUGAUGUAAAACUAGGCAAAUUAAAUAAAGAGGCCGCUGAUCGCCAACGUGGAGAGAUAUUAAGCGCUUUGAGGCAACUUGGAGAAAAGUUGGAACCAUCUGAAUUACAGUUGUUGGAGCGAUUAUCUUUAAAUAAUGUAGAUUCCACCAGAUAUGUACAAGUUACCGAAACAGAGAAGCAAGGUAAAAUGGCUCUGGAUGUAGUCGGCAAGGAAGUCAAAGCUACCCAAGAUACUUGAACUACAAUCAGAGUCAUGUAACUGCUAUUACAAUUGGCCAUAUUAUUUGUCGCUAUAAUUCUAAAAAUAUGGUCCUGUUUUUAAUUCUUUAUAUUUAUUAUGUUCUUCUUUGCUCCAAGUUGAUUUAAUUUGUUAUUACUUGAUAUUUACAUUCAAAGUAAUCGCUUGUGUCAUGAAUUAAAAUAUAUAAGCAAAAUACAUAUAUAUAUAUUUAUGGAAU